AUGGAAGAGUCCGCCUAUCACGCCCCAACAGACCAGGUCACCCGAACCCCAGUCACUUCUUUGAUAGCCAACAAGGCCGACACCACCGUUCACUCCCUAAGGCAUCCUUUUUCCAGAAAAAUAAUGGAGGCAACACUGCUGGACCAUUGGAAGAGCAUGCCGAUCAAGAAGUACGACGGAUCAUCCGACCCAGAAGAGCACUUGAAUGUUUUCUUGACUCCAGCAACUCUUUCCACUCAAGACGACUCGGCUUUGUGCCUAAUAUUCCCCACGUCUCUAAAAGGAAGGGCCCUGGUUUGGUUCACAAGGUUACCGAGCUCUUCCAUUGACUCGUUCAAUGAACUGUCUUCCCAAUUCACUCUCCAGUACGCAACGAGCAAGCCGUACAGGACGACCUCACUAGCCUUAGCGGGGGUUCGUCAAGAGAAAAAAAAGAGUCUGAGGACUUUCAUGGACCAGUUUAAUAAAAUCGCAAUGGAAAUCGGCGACCUCAACCCUGCCGUGGCAAUGGACCGGCUGAGCACGGCACUCAGGCCCGGACCCUUCGUAAACAGUUUGUGCAAAAAACCGCUGGUGGAUAUGAAUGACCUCCGACGCCGAGCAGAAAAAUACAUGCAAAUGGAGGAGUUGGCGGAGACCCGGAAUCAGGCCAGAGCCGAGGAGGGUUAUAGCCGAAAGGAGCCCGGACGAGAACCAGUGAGGAAGACCAACGCCGAGCCCCUAAAUACCCGCCCCCCGAGAGGACCCCGCUAUACAGCGUAUACUCCCCUCAAUGCAAGCAGGGCCAAAGUAAUGGAGCAGGCUCUUGCGUCAGAAAUCCUGGCGAUGCCGAAAAGAGCGAACACGCCCCCUAGAGCCGACAAGGCAAAGAAUUGCCGAUUCCACCGAAACCGGGGGCACUCCACCGAAGAGUGUUCGGCAUUGAAAGACAAGAUCGAGGACCUCAUCAAACAGGGUCACCUCAAAAGCUUUACCACCUCCCAAGACCACCAGUCAAGGGAAAUAGACCAUUCUCGUGAAACUCGUCCACCGAGGGACCGACGCCGCCGAUCCCGUUCGGCUGAACGCCGAGACCGAUCACAGCGUCCCAGGGAGGACAAUGACCGAACACGGAAGGUGAUCAAUACAAUAGCCGGGGGCUUUGCCGGAGGCGGCUCCUCCUCUUCAGCACGAAAGCGACACCUCCGAGCUAUCCGAUCAGUGAAUAAUGUGAACCAGCCAAGAAUGCCAAAGAUGCCACCCAUCACUUUUACUGACCGAGAUUUUCGUGGCGCCGACCCUGUACAAGACGAUCCCAUGGUAAUUUCGGUCGAAAUGCAUAACUGCAUCGUGAAGAAAACGUUGGUCGAUCAGGGGAGCUCGGCCGACAUCUUAUAUUGGAACACGUUCGUGCAACUAGGAAUUCCAGAAGAAAGCCUAGAACCAUAUCACGAACCGUUAGUAGGGUUUUCUGGUGAAAGAGUAAUGACGAGGGGGUGCAUCGACUUGUACACUCGCUUCGGUUUCGACCAAAAGUCUUCCCGAGAAAUCAAAAUUCGUUACAUCGUCGUGCAUGCGAACACAUCCAACAAUGUCCUGCUCGGCCGACCCUCCAUCAACGCACUCCGAGCCAUCGUCUCGACCCCUCAUCUGUGCAUGAAGUUCCCGUCGAGAGAUGGAUAG
Molecule: messenger RNA, 1662 nt
Organism: Cajanus cajan (pigeon pea)
Lineage: Eukaryota; Viridiplantae; Streptophyta; Magnoliopsida; Fabales; Fabaceae
Source: RefSeq, a predicted model, not a curated record